Messenger RNA from Chrysoperla carnea, 2852 nucleotides. RefSeq names its product zinc finger protein with KRAB and SCAN domains 7 (gene jim). Gene Ontology annotation, molecular function: RNA polymerase II cis-regulatory region sequence-specific DNA binding; DNA-binding transcription factor activity, RNA polymerase II-specific. Gene Ontology annotation, cellular component: nucleus. The record is from RefSeq and is a predicted model, not a curated record. The transcript has 3 exons. Gene Ontology annotation, biological process: regulation of transcription by RNA polymerase II. The coding region runs from base 205 to 2643 and encodes 812 amino acids. Lineage: Eukaryota; Metazoa; Arthropoda; Insecta; Neuroptera; Chrysopidae.
UGAAUUUAUUGCUCCGGAUCCAGCUUUCAUCAUGAUAAGAAAAUUAAAUUAUGCCGUUUGUGUGAAAAUGUAAAUUUUCAUUUUUUUGUUUGUUUUCUGGUGAAAUUACAAAAAUAAUAUUUGGAACAUAAACUUGCAAAACAAGAUAAAUGCAGAUGCAGUUACAACAAUUUAUUUAUAAUACUAAUCAACAAUACAACAAUAAUGGCGAUCAACUUUUCUGCGUCAUUUGCAGCCUGUUUGGCGGCAAAUUUGAAAAUGCCGCGGCAUGUUAUGUACUGCAUAUCACAAGAUACCGGGGCGCCUUACGUGUUAUAUAAAGAUGGUAUGGACAGAAAUCCACAGACACAAUGGGGUAGCUCAUUACCAGAUACCAAUUACAGUAGUCAUGGACUUCCUCCCCCCACGAGUAGUCCACAGCACCAGACUGCACAACAUACUACACCUCAAUGUGGGUCUGGAACAGCACCUAUAGAUAAUACAGGUUCUAGUGGAAAUGAUCCAGUACCAGCAUUAGGAUCACCUGUUGCUAGUCCAUAUCCAGCCGCUGUUCCUGAAUCUCAAACUACAAGCAAUAAUAACAAUAAUAAUAAUACUAAUAAUAACAAUAAUAAUAAUAAUCAUCCAGCAAAUUUAAGUACAGAUGAAGAUCUACAAGAUAAUCAAACGUCACCCACAACAAAUGCAAGUGGGUUGCCACCAACUGCUGAAGUUCCAUCCUCACAGCAAUCAUGUUUUAAUCCUCCCGCUGCUCCUUUACAAACCACAACAUCUACAAGCAAUACUCAUAGCAAUCAUGGGAGUAAUCUGACAAAUGGGAAUCAACCCACAGAUUUACAAGUGCAGUCUGGUCAACCAGCUUAUCCUGGCCAACAGCCCCAUUAUUACAAAGACUCCAGAAAUGGAUCGCUGAAUUCAAAUCAAAACAAUUCUUUGCAAUCAUCACCAAUGCCUCAUCAUAUGUUGGGAAAUAUACCUGGUGGAUUUUCAUCAGCUGCAGCUCUACAUUAUCUGAAACAACCUGGUGUGAUGUUGGGAUCGUUAGGUGGAAUCGAUGGUGGAAGUGGAAACAGUCAUCCAUUGGUUGGCGGUUCUGAUGGUCUAUACGGUGGAAGCAACGGCAUGCCUGAUUUACUGUCUCCAUCCCAACAGAUGAGUGGUGGUCAUCAUCAAAAUGGUCUAGGCGGGAAAAUGAAAAACAGUAAUGGUAUUAAUGGCGACUUGCGUUUAUUUAAAUGUUUAACUUGUGGAAAAGAUUUCAAACAAAAAAGUACAUUAUUACAACAUGAACGCAUCCAUACAGAUUCGCGUCCAUACGGAUGUCCUGAGUGCGGCAAACGUUUCCGGCAACAAUCACAUCUCACGCAGCAUUUACGGAUCCACGCAAAUGAGAAACCCUACGCAUGUGUGUAUUGUGAGCGAACAUUCCGACAACGAGCGAUCCUGAACCAACAUCUGCGCAUCCACUCGGGUGAGAAGCCGUACGAAUGUAACGAAUGCGGCAAGCAUUUUCGUCAGAAGGCGAUUCUCAAUCAGCAUGUCCGGACACACCAAGAUGUAAGUCCACAUCUAAUAUUUAAAAAUGGAAUGACACCUACGUUAUGGCCGUCAGAUGUACCAUUUCCAGCGGAUGAGGGCAAAGAAGAAGUUGCGUCAACUUAUGGGGAUGGCGAUUCACAACACCCUGAUCAAAAUCGAAACUCAUGUUUCAGUCCAAGCGACCCUAUGCAAUAUCCUGCAUAUUUCAAAGACGCCAAAGGUAUGAAUCACAGUGUAUUUGGUUCCGGUAAUUUUGGAGCGUUACAAUAUUUGAAAAAUGGGAUCAAUGGUAAUAAGGGCUGUUUACCUGAUGUGAUACAACAUGGACGAUCAGCUGGUAUGCCACUUUAUGUACGAUGUCCAAUUUGCCAGAAAGAAUUUAAACAAAAAUCAACAUUAUUACAACAUGGUUGCAUACAUAUUGAAUCAAGGCCUUAUCCUUGUCCGGAAUGUGGUAAACGGUUUCGACAACAAUCCCAUUUAACACAACAUUUACGAAUACACACAAACGAAAAACCAUAUGGAUGUGUGUAUUGUGGGAGAAAUUUCCGGCAAAGAACAAUUUUAAAUCAACAUUUACGAAUUCAUACCGGUGAAAAACCAUAUAAAUGUCAACAAUGUGGUAAAGAUUUCCGUCAAAAAGCAAUACUUGAUCAACAUACACGGACACAUCAAGGUGAUCGACCGUUUUGUUGUCCAAUGCCGAACUGUCGAAGAAGAUUUGCAACAGAACCAGAAGUGAAAAAGCAUAUUGACAACCAUAUGAAUCCACAUGCGGCUAAAAAUCGAAGAAGUAGUAGUAGUAGUCUAGAUUUGAAACAUUUAAGUGGUCCCACUGGUGGUCCAUUAAAUGGAUCACUCGACUUAAAACAUUUAAGUAGCGCAAAUCCAUUAAAUGGAAUGGAUCGUAAUGCUGCAGCAUUAUUACCGGGUGUAGUUAAACCAGAAUUAUAUUUCCCACAAUGUUAUGCACCAAAUUUUAAUGGUACUGGAACAACACCAUCAUUUCCACCAAGCGGACAAACAACACCGGGUACAACAGCAGCCGCCGCCGGAUCAUCAAACGAAUUCAAGUCACCAAAUACAGCAAUUCAAGCACAGUGACUAAUGCCCAAUUGGCAAUUAAGCCACUGUAUCGGGUGACAUUAAAAUACAUUCGAUGACAACAUACCAAACAACAUUAAAAGGCACUAAUUUUAAUUAUUAAAUGACUGUACACACAAUAAUUAAUAAAAAAAAAUUAGAAUAUUGGUAUUUUAUAAGUGAUUGUGAUUAUUUUAGAAAGUAUUUUACAUAACGAUUUUAUUGAACAA